GUGUGGGAACAGUCCACCUGUCCGCUGAUGAUAUUAAGAGACGAGAAAAACUGCUGCCCAACCCACUUGUGGUCCCCGAACAGUCCGGACAGACAGGCGAGAUGAGAGGCCUCUGGUUGCUGCUGGUGUUUGUGGCUGCGGCCAAAGCUGAGAAGGUUUUCAUUGGAGAUCAGGUCAUCAGGGUCAAUGUGCAGUCUGAGGAAGAGAUCCAACUCCUGCGGGCUCUGGAGACCCAAGAGGAGUGGGAGCUGGAUUUCUGGCUCCACCCGGUCUCCACUGAGCUCCCCAUCGACAUCCGAGUGCCCCGUUCCAGUUUGAGUUCAGUGAAGGAGUACCUCGAUUCCCACAACAUCCCCUUCAGCAUCAUGAUUGACAACCUUCAGGAGGUUCUUGAUCAGGAGAAAGCUGAGAUGGAGGAGAACCAGAUGAAGGAGCGCAGCAGCAGGAGCUUCAACUUUGGAGCCUAUCAUCCCCUGGAGACAAUCUACAGAUGGAUGGACACCCUGGUGGCUCAGUACCCUAACCUGGUCACCAAGCAGGAAAUUGGGAAAUCCUACGAGAACAGGCCCAUGUAUGUGCUCAAGUUCAGCACUGGCGGCAACAAGCGUCCUGCUAUCUGGAUCGACACAGGAAUCCACUCCAGGGAAUGGGUGUCUCAGGCUACCGGAGUAUGGACGGCCAACAAGAUUGCUAGUGAUUACGGUAAAGACACCUCCCUGACCUCCCUUCUGAACACCAUGGACAUUUACAUGCUGAUCCUGGCCAACCCUGACGGCUACGUUUACACCCACACCAAUAACCGUAUGUGGCGUAAGACUCGCUCCAGGAUCUCAGGCUCUUCUUGCCGUGGAGUCGAUCCCAACAGGAACUGGGAUGCUGGCUUUGGCGGUCCAGGAGCCAGUAGGAAUCCCUGCUCUGAUUCUUACCACGGUCCCUCAGCUCACUCCGAGAUUGAGGUGAAGAACGUGGUGAACCUGAUCAAGAGCCACGGCAACUUCAAGUCCUUCAUCUCUGUCCAUGCCUACUCCCAGCUGCUCAUGUACCCCUACGGUUACUCCUGCAAAAAUGUGUUCCAUCAGGCUGAGCUGGACUCUGUUGGUAGAGCUGCUGUGCAGAAACUCACUUCUCUCUAUGGCACCAGGUACAAAGUUGGAAGCAUCUGCAACAUCAUCUAUCAAGCCAGUGGUGGCAGCAUUGACUGGUCCUACAAUCUGGGCAUCAAAUACUCUUUUGCCUUUGAGCUGAGGGACACCGGUCGCUACGGUUUCGUCCUACCAGCCGAUCAGAUCAUCCCCACUGCCUCGGAGACCUGGCUGGCCCUGAAACACAUCAUGGAGUACGUCCGUGACCAUCCUUAUUGAUGGCUACAACCACAGCUUGGAGGAUAAUUAUGAUAUCUGACUUUAAUAUCGACCAAUAAAGUCAAAAAUAUUCUCUUUUA
Molecule: messenger RNA, 1441 nt
Organism: Lates calcarifer (barramundi perch)
Lineage: Eukaryota; Metazoa; Chordata; Actinopteri; Centropomidae
Product: carboxypeptidase A2
Exons: 11
Coding region: 102-1361 (419 amino acids)
Biological process (GO): proteolysis
Molecular function (GO): zinc ion binding; metallocarboxypeptidase activity
Source: RefSeq, a predicted model, not a curated record